AUGUCAAAGCAGAGGCCAAACCUAUAUUAUACAGAGCUAGACCUGUUCAUUUUGCUCUCAAAGAUAGGGUUGAGAAGGAAAUUGAAACCUAGUGAGAGACGAGUUUUAGUUAAAGUGUAUUAUAGUGAAUAUGCUACGCCGGUGGUUCCAGUUUUAAUAACCAAUGGAAAAAUUAGACUUUGCGGAGACUACAAAUUAACACUGAAUAAUAAUUUGAUAGUUGAUGAACAUUCUUUAUCUACAUCUGAAGAAUUGUUCAAUGGUUUGGCCGAAGGAGAUAAGUUUACCAAAAUUGACCUACGGAAUGCUUACCUAAAUUGGAAGGUUAGAGAUGAGGAUCAGCAUUUACUUACAUUUAACACCCACAAAGGGCACUACAACUCUACACGUCUAAUGUUUGAUCUCAACGGUCCUCCUGCUAAAUGGCAAAGAAAAAUUGAAAAUAUAUUGAAAGGCAUACCAGGAGUAUACUAUUUAUAA
This is a messenger RNA of Parnassius mnemosyne (clouded apollo), 480 nucleotides long. NCBI's taxonomy places the organism in Eukaryota, Metazoa, Arthropoda, Insecta, Lepidoptera, Papilionidae. The record is from the annotation of a GenBank genome assembly.